Doryrhamphus excisus (bluestripe pipefish) is the source of this 6770-nucleotide messenger RNA. NCBI's taxonomy places the organism in Eukaryota, Metazoa, Chordata, Actinopteri, Syngnathiformes, Syngnathidae. The record is from RefSeq and is a predicted model, not a curated record.
GUACAGUCAUGUGACCUCACAUGGAGAAAACAGGAAGUUCUGGCUAUAUUUUGGUGACUGGAAUGUUCCGGAUGGUUGUGGUUCUGACGGAUUCUGAUUGGGCGUUCCAUCCCAGUCAGAAGGCAAAGAUGAAAACAGGAAGCAGAAAACCUGCCCCCAUUAUUUGUAUUUUGCGCUGAAGAGCUGACCUCUCACCCCGGCCACCGCAGGUCACGUGCCCGCGUCGAUGACCUCACAAUGCUGGAUGUGUCCCGCCACUCACACAACUCCAAAUGUCAUCUUUCAUGAGAUGGCUGAUGGCGAGCUGGACACGCCCCCGGGGAGGUGCUGCUUGGUCUUCCGAAGCAAAGAUGAUGAUGAUGAAGUAGAACAGACGUGAAGCCAACACAGUGAACAAGAGAAGACGUCCUCUCAGCUGAUUGGACGACAUCGUCAAGGAAGUGGCUCAUGCCCCCUGAGUGCCGCACCCCCUGCCAUCAGGGUCAAGGGUCAUCCGAAAUCAAGAUGAUGUCCUGCCGCCUGCUGCUUCUUGUCAUCUGUCUACUUCCUGUCUCUGGGAAACACCCCGAUGACUCGGACUCAGUCGCCACGGGGACGUCCUCCGAGGACGACGAAGACCAGUCCUCCUCCGAGGAAACAUCAACGAGCAGCGAACACCUGGCACAUCAAGUGAUGGCGCCGCGGUGGACGUCCCCGAAGAAGAUGCACAGGAAGUUAUACGCCCUUCCCGCCAGUAAGACUGUGAAGUUCCGGUGCCCUGCAACAGGAAGUCCGCCUCUGCGUCUGCACUGGUACAAGAGCGGCAAAGAUGUCCGCCAGGAUCAAAGACUCGGCGGCUACAAGAUCAAAGACCACGCAUGGAUGCUCACCUUGGAUUCGCUGGUCCCGUCCGACAGCGGAAACUACACCUGCGUGGUGGAAAACCCGCACGGCGUCAUCGAGCACACGUACCGCUUGGACGUAAUCGAGCGUGCCUCCUACAGGCCCCUCCUCCAGGCCGGCCUGCCGGCCAAUCAGACGGCAGUGGUCGGCAGUGACGUGCGCUUCGUGUGUCGCGUGUUUAGCGACCUGCAGCCUCACGUGCAGUGGGUCAAACAGGUCCACCCACCCGACGGACGCUCCAGCAGCCUUGUAGUCAAGAUGGGGGACGUCAACACCACCAAUGAAGACAUGGAGGUUCUGACUCUGAGGAACGUGAGCAUCGACGACGCCGGCGAGUACGCGUGUGUGGCCGCAAACUCCAUCGGCGUCUCGCAACACUCGGCUUGGCUCACCGUGCUCAAAGAUCCGCCUCCUGCCCCACCCCCCUCCAACAACUACCUGCAGAUCUUUAUUUACUGUCUCGGCUUCUUCAUCGCCAUCACCCUCAUCUUCACGGCUGUCAUCUGCAAGCUUUGCUCCGCCCCCAGGAAGAGCACCGUCAGCAGUCAGCUGGCGGUCCACAAACUCGCCAAGAGCGUGGUGCUGAAGAGACAGGUGUCCUUGACGUCCCCCGAACAGUCCAAGAUGUCUCGGCCCGCUAAGGACCAGAUUCCAUACGACCCUCAGUGGGAACUUCCUCGUGACAGGCUGGCAUUGGGUAAGCCGCUGGGGGAGGGCUGCUUUGGACGGGUGGCAUUGGCGGAGAUCAUCGGCAUGGACGAGGACCAGCCGGCACGCGUCACCAAGGUGGCGGUGAAGAUGCUGAAAGGUGAUGAUGUUUCCCUUUCUCACUUGUCCGAUGACGCUGACUCGCAUUUCCUGUUGUGUGCAGCGGACGCCGGCGAGAAGGACCAGUUGGACCUCAUCUCAGAGAUGCAAAUGAUGAAGACCAUCGGACGCCACAAGAACAUCAUCAACCUGAUCGGCGCCUGCACGCAUGACGGCCCGCUCUUUGUGGUGGUGGAGUAUGCUGCGCGCGGGAACCUAAGAGAGCACCUACGAGCUCGCCGGCCGCCCGAGUACCCGGGGCAGGCGGUGCCGGUCGGCAUGGAGCUACAAGAACUGGUGUCGGCGUCGUACCAGGUGGCCCGAGGGAUGUCGUAUCUUGCAUCCAAGAAGUGCGUACACCGAGACCUGGCGGCCCGCAACGUCCUCGUCACCCAUGACUACGUGAUGAAGAUCGCCGACUUCGGCCUGGCCAGAGACGUGCACCACGUGGACUACUACAAGAAGACCACCAACGGUCCUUUGCCCGUCAAGUGGAUGGCGCCCGAAGCGUUGUUUGACCGCGUCUACACACACCAAAGCGAUGUGUGGUCUUACGGUGUCCUGCUGUGGGAGAUUUUCACGCUGGGAGGUUGUCCUUAUCCCGGCAUUCCGGUUGAGGAAGUCUUCAAGCUGCUGAAGGAAGGUCACCGCAUGGAGAAGCCACCAGCGUGCACACAGGAAAUCUACGUUAUGAUGCGAGACUGCUGGCACGCCGUCCCAUCCUGUCGGCCGACCUUCCAGAAGCUGGUAGAAGAUUUGGACAGAAUCCUAAGCCUGCUUGCCAACCAGGAUUACCUGGACUUCUCCUCCCCCCACAACCACAGUCCUCUGCUUGGCUCCUCCCCCUGGACCCACUCCACGUAGACGUCAUCUUCAUCCUUAUUUGUAGCGCGUGUGAAUAAGUGUAAAUAAGUGUGAAUAUGAUUGACAAGUGAUAAUCAAGGUGAGGAAGGUGCUUAGACUUGAUUGGUGGACGUGGAGGAUUGACAGGGAGACGUUUCAUGCUUGAAACUUUUAAUUUAUGGACAAGAAGACACUGAAAGAGACAUGAGACGUUUGGUGUCCAGCACAAAGACGUCAUCAGGUCAAGAAAAUAAAGACACGACUCCAUCAUCUACUGGCGGCUGCUUGGCCCCGCCUUCUGGUCGUCCAGCGAGCGCUUCCUGGCGAAUAGGUGGGUGGGGUCGCGACCCUGGAAGCCGGGCUGGAUGUUGAAGACUGGGACGUUCCUCCAGCUGGCCGGGUUGCUGAAGGGGGCGGCGGCCUGGCCGGUGCCACACUCUUUGUUCUGGACCAGCUGGAGGAAGGUCUCCAUGUCGGGUCCCAAACGGGCCACCAGGCCGGUCCGCACCGCAGCCACCGUCUGCUGGUCGCAUGCCUGCAGCGUCUGCAGCAGCGUGCUGUAAUACCUGCGCAUGCGGGGUUGGAGGUCAAUGAGAGUAGCCCGCGUUGUCAUGUGACCGAGCGUGGGCGUGAUAUGACCUGUUGGGGAAGUGGGCGGGCACCUGCACCACCUCUCCGAUGGCGUCCGGGUUGGUGCGAGCGACCGUGCAGAUGUCCAGGCUGCUGAAGCACUCCUCCUCUACCUGCAAGGCAAAACAUUUGUCAGGGGGUGGAGCCUGAGGGUGGAGUCUGAGGGUCUCUCACCCACCUCAGCGAUCAUCCUCUGGAAGAUGUUGCAGCGGCGGAUGGUCUGGAAAACCUUAGUGCUGAUUCCCUGAGUGAUGCAUUGAAGACUCUUCUUGACGAACGUUUUACCCUGAAAAACAAGCCACAGUCCUGUUAGUUUGCUCGCUACCGCGGCGGUGCACGCCGUCUUGCCGAUCAAGACACGGCCACCUCUGUGUUGAACGUUGCCGCCGAGUGGAGGAAGAGUUCGCAGAUCUCAUGCAUCCCAUCGGUGUCGCACGUGGAGUUUUCCAGGCAGGAGAAGAAGCCGCAGCCCACUGCCACCGCGCCGUUCAGGCACCGCGCCACGUCGGCUAUGUUAGCAACAAACAUACAUAAGGUACAAAUACGCUAGUACUCACCUUAAAGUAACUGUAAAUAAAGAAUGAAAUGUCAUAAGCAAAGGUGCAACCUGGGCUGUUGGAGGAGAAGCGGGCCCGGCGGGGGGCGGCCUCCUCGGGUACGAGCUCGAAGCAGGAGGCCGAAGCCAGCAUGAGAACGAGCAGCGGCGCGGUGAAGGAGGCGGACAUUGUCGUCAGUGAGGAGGACGAGGAAGGCGAUGAGGUUCCACUGUCCCUGGAGGACCUUUUAUAGGGGCCAGGCUGGCCCAUCCACCAAUCACAGCGUGGCGCCGGCGGCUGAUUGGUGACGUUACGCGCCGCUGGAUGGAGGAAUGUUCCGUCAGGGGAAGCUCGCUAACAUCCGAGUCGUUGGGAUUCUGCUCACGUUCUUCAGCUUUGCUCUGCUAGAGCAGAACUACAUCGUCACUACUACAUCGGCACCAAUGUGUACUUCAACCAAUAACUACAACACCUCAACUACAGUAUACAGUAUAUACACACAGCAUAUAUCAACUAUACAUCAACUACGUAUAAACUACAGUAUACAGUAUAUACACAAAGCAUAUAUCAACUACGUAUAAACUACAGUAUACAGUAUAUACACACAGCAUAUAUCAACUAUACAUCAACUACAUAUAAACUACAGUAUACAGUAUAUACACACAGCAUAUAUCAACUACAUCAACUACGUAUAAACUACAGUAUACAGUAUAUACACACAGCAUAUAUCAACUACAUCAACUACGUAUAAACUACAGUAUACAGUACAUAGUAUAUACCAAUCAUAUAUCAACUAAAACUGUAUGUACAGCACAUAUAAGACAGGUAUGCUAAUACUAUAUGCAGUGUGUAACGUAUAGACAUGUACCAUAUAGAGUAUCUGGCAGUGCUGAGGUCAUGUGACGUUGGUGAGGGUGCGUGUGGAAAAAGUGUUGUCUUAUCAGGAACAGGAAGUCGUGACCUCAGGUUAACCGCGUAGAUAAACAUCUCCUCCGCUCAUUAACUAGCAACACACACACACACACACACACGGCAGAAGCGGAACAUGUGAAGAAACGGACUUUUAAUUCAACGGACUUCACAUUAAAAGUACUGGCGUGGGGGAAACAUCACUUCCGGUUUGCACUAGAACUCCAGGUCCCAGCCCGACUCCUCGUCAGGAGGCUCGUCCGUGUCCACGGGAAAGUCAUCAAAGUUGCUGUUGUCCAACGGGCCGUCCACCUGACGGGGAAAGACACGGGUCACGGGACACGCCGGCCGCCACGCCGCCUCCUGCACCUCACUCACCCUGGGCGUGAACGGAGAGUCCGUGGUGCCCUGGCGGAGCCCCUCCCAGUUGAAGCCCUCGAACCACCUGAUUGGACGACACGUUGCCAUUAUAACCUUGGCGACUCGCACGGUGAUGACGCGCGUCAUGUGACUCACUUGUGCUUCUGGAUGUCCUUCACGCCGUUCUUCUGGUUCCCCAGGCGCUCUGACGGGUUGUCCCUGACAUACACGCGCUUCAUGAUGACGUCACACGCAUGGCCGCGAAAGGGCUUACAAUCAAGUACUAUCAAGUUCUAGCGUUGUUGUAUGAAGUACUACCAUGAACUACAAAGCACUACAAUGCGAUGAGGAGAAGAAGAAGCAGACGAACAAGAAAUGAACAAGAAGAUGAGGAGGCGGAUGAGAAGAAGAAAAGGAGAAGUCGAAGAGAAAGGAGGAGGAUGUGACAGGUGGGAGGAGAAGAGGAAACAGGAAGUUACUACUGUUAGCGUUCCUCUUAGUAGCGCAGUAAUGGUAGUAGUAUUAGCAGGGCACAAGUGAAAGUAUUAGUAGAAUGAACUGCACUAAAGGUCGUAGUAGUACUUCAGUAGUAUUAGUAGAACGGCAGCAGUGACAGUAGUAGUGGUGAUAUUACUAGCAUGGCAGCAGUGGUUGUAGUAGUAAUACUGCAGUAGUGCUAGUAUUGGCAUGAUGAACCUGCAGAGGCGUUUAAUGAGGUUGGCGGCGCUCUUGGUGAUCUUCUUGGGGAACUCCACCAUGUCGAUGCCUCUCAGGAUGAUGUUGUACGUCUUCAUCGGGUCGGAACCAGAAAAGGGCGGACUGCGGGACGAGGACACAAACAGACGUUGACGUGUUGGCGCCACAAGAUGGUGCCCUGACGGCGAGAAGCGGGAGGCACCUGCCGCUGAGCAGUUCGAAGAUGAGAAUUCCGAGCGACCAGCAGUCGGCGGAGCUAUCGUGACCUUUAUUCAGGAUGAUCUCGGGGGCCACAUACUCAGGAGUCCCACAGAAGGUCCACGUCUUCUUGCCCAGACCCACCUUCUUGGCAAAGCCGAAGUCCACCUGCACCACACUGACUUACUGAGCGCUAUCUUCGCCUCACCCCCAGAUGGGUGGAGCCUCACCAGCUUGGCGUAGCCUCUGUGGUCCAAGAUGAUGUUCUCAGGUUUCAGGUCUCUGUAAAUGAUCCCUCUGGAGUGCAGCUCGGCCAGAGCCUCGAUCACGCACGCCGUGUAGAACCUGGUGGUCCCGUCGUCAAAUGAUCCCCUGUGGGCACACAGGGGUCCUGACAUAGCGCUCUUUCCGCACGUUCGGAGAUGCUCACCUGUCACGUAACAGCGUCCAGAGCUCGCCGCCCAGACACGCCUCCAGCAGCAUGUACAGGUACUUUGGGUCCCGGAAGGUCCGGUACAACCUGCAGUAGCACAAGUCACCACCAUGACCUCUCAAAAGCAUUUGGGUUCUUGCUGGAUGGCAUUUGUGUGAUCAUGUGACCUGAUGAUGAAGGGGCUGUGGACCUCCAUCAUAAUGCGGCGUUCCGACAGGAUGUGUCCCUGCUGGCUGGUGUCCAGGAUGUGACGCUUCUUCAGGACUUUAAGGGCAAAGGAGCGGCCAGCGUCGUUCUUCAGCUGCACCUGAACGCACAACGCCAGCACCGUAAAGACAUGUGCCCGCUCACCGCAGGGUGCCACGGUAACAUACCCACCAGCUCCACACGGCUGAAACCACCCAUGCCGAGGGUGCAGACCACGGUGAAGUCCCCCAGCGUCACGCUGGAGAAGAAAUCAUCUUCCACCAGACGCC